CUCUGCUAAAUUGUCUCCCUCCAUUCCCCCUUCCCUGCCCCUCUUCCCGAUCCGUUUACUAGGGAAAAUACAUUUCGAUACUCUACGACGACCAGAAGCACACUCUCCUCCGCAUCGGGAAGCUCGAACGGCCCUCAACAUACCUACCUACCUACCUUCCGAUAUCCUAUCCCACCCAUUCUCCGGCCUCUACUUCUUUCCCUCAGUCUAGCGAGAACUUUACAACAAAUACACCGUCGCAAUGUCGCAAAGUCACGCUCUUUCCGAUGACCAGGUCGCGGGCGAGCUCCGCAAGAUGACGGCCUUCAUCCGCCAGGAAGCGGUGGAGAAGGCCCGUGAGAUCCAAUUGAAGGCCGACGAGGAGUUCGCCAUCGAGAAGUCGAAGCUGGUCCGCCAGGAGACCGCCGCCAUCGACACCCAGUACGAGAAGAAGUUCAAGCAGGCCGCCAUGUCCCAACAGAUCACCCGCUCCACCCUCGCCAACCGCACCCGGCUGCGCGUUCUCUCCGCUCGCCAGGAGCUCCUCGACGAGCUGUUCCAGCAGGCCCGCGAGCAGAUCUCCGGCAUCGCCGCCAAGGACGCCGACAAGUACCAGACUGUGCUGAAGGGCCUGAUCCUCGAGGGUCUGUACGCCUUGAACGAAGAGAAGGUUGCCGUGCGGUCGCGCAAGCAGGACUUUGAGACCGUCAAGAAGUCGAUCGGGGAGGCGGAGAAAGAGUUCCAGGAGAAGGUCGGCAAGGAGGUCACUGUCGAACUGGAUGAGGAGGAGACUUUGCCGGAAGGAUCUGCUGGUGGUGUCGUGAUCGUUGGCGGCCAGGGCAAGAUCGAGAUCAGCAACACCUUCGAGGAGCGACUGCGCCUCCUGGAAAUUGACGCCCUUCCCGCCGUUCGAGAGACACUCUUCGGAAAGAACAUUAACCGUAGGUUCUAUGAUUAGGGUGUUGGAGCUUUUCAAUUGGAAACCCGCAUUAGAAACAACUGAUCUUACUGUAUUUCGCCCCCAUUGCGCACCACAACACCCCUUGUAUCUAUUUCUGCUCCUUCGCUGAAGAUCGUUCUAGCUCUGUAUACAGGCCCUCACUCUUCGUCUUUUUGUUUUUCGUGUCUGUCUGGAGUUCAAUUCGAGCCGAAUGAUGAUUUACGCUUCCCCCCGUCUCUUGUGCUCUCUAGGUGCUAUAGAACUGGUGUGAUAACUGCGAUAAUGCCUCGUACUCCGAUAAAGGCACUCAUAGGCGCUAAAGGAGAGUUGAAAGUUGAUUCUUCUUGCAAACAUCUAAAUUU
Messenger RNA from Aspergillus saccharolyticus JOP 1030-1, 1281 nucleotides. Its product is annotated as H(+)-transporting V1 sector ATPase subunit E. Gene Ontology annotation, cellular component: proton-transporting two-sector ATPase complex, catalytic domain. The transcript is spliced from 4 exons. Lineage: Eukaryota; Fungi; Ascomycota; Eurotiomycetes; Eurotiales; Aspergillaceae. Gene Ontology annotation, biological process: proton transmembrane transport. The coding region runs from base 242 to 937 and encodes 231 amino acids. The record is from RefSeq and is a predicted model, not a curated record. Gene Ontology annotation, molecular function: proton-transporting ATPase activity, rotational mechanism.